GUGACUCCUUACCGGCCGACAUCCCGCUGAAGCACGCUCCGGGCGAGGUCGUGCUGACCAAGCUCCAGUCCCUAGCAGCCUCCAAAGAGAAGAGGAAGCAGACGGAGUUUGUGUCGGAGCUUUGUGAACGAACAUGGGUCCUGGCGACAGACAUGAAGGCGGGUAAAAGCCCCGAGAUGUCCUUGGCGCCUCGCCUCCUCCGCGAGGUGAUGGGCCUUAUGGACAUGAAAGACCUCAAGGAGUCGAAGCUGAUUUUCAAGCUGGCCAGAUGUGCUCUGGUGCUGCUCUCGCUAGAGGUGGCUACGCAAGGUGUCCCUGUCUCGGGCGUUCAGGCUGCCUACCAGAACAUUUCCCAGGUGCUCUUCAAAUAUUCUCAGAAGGAAGGCAAUGACACCGAGUUCCUCUCUGAGAAGCUUAUCGAGCCCCUCCUGGAGGUGCUGGAGUCGGAGAGCCCCGCUUGCUCUGCAGCGGAUCUUCGGGUGUACAUCGUUGGCAUCCUCAAGAAUGUCUCCAAUGACACAGCGAACCAGAAGUUUUUGGCCCAGCGCGGUGCUGUGGGCUCACUGUUCAAGAUGCUGGAUCCAAGCAAACUGGUGGGGGGCGCCAAGGAGGCGCCGCUGCUCAUCCAAGCGACCGCAGCUUUGAG
This is a messenger RNA of Symbiodinium sp. CCMP2456, 646 nucleotides long. NCBI's taxonomy places the organism in Eukaryota, Dinophyceae, Suessiales, Symbiodiniaceae. The record is from the annotation of a GenBank genome assembly.